GGGCGUAGCGGGGUGGGGUUAAAUCUGGACACAACUUCUCUUUUUGAGUCUUGUCAGGUUGAAAGACAGCCUUUGUUCUGGUUUGAAGUUCCUUUUGUGCUGUGCUCUGAUGCUUCCCCUCUUCCUCCACAGCUAUGCAUGCCCAAAGGGCUGUCUUUUAGGACACAGAGCGACAAUAAAGACCCUCAGUUCCACUCGUUUAUAAUUACUCGGGAAGAUGGCUCUCGAACCUAUGGCUUUGUCCUCACUUUCUAUGAAGAAGUUACAAGCAAGCAGAUCUGCACAGCAAUGCAGACUCUGUACCAGAUGCACAACGCGGAGCACUGCAGCAGCGUUUGCGCCUCCUCCUCCUGCAGCAUGGACUCACUGGCGAGCAGUGCUGAUGAGGCUGACUCCACCUCCCUUCUGAAACUCCAGCGGUACAACUCUUAUGAUAUCAACAGAGACACUCUGUAUGUUUCGAAAAGUAUCUGCCUUAUCACCCCACUCCCCUUCAUGCAGGCCUGCAAAAAGUUCCUCAUCCAGCUUCACAAAGCAGUUACCUCACAGCAGCCGCCACCCUUGCCCCUGGAAAGCUACAUCCAUAAUAUUCUGUAUGAAGUACCCCUUCCGCCUCCGGGGCGGUCACUGAAGUUUUACGGCGUUUAUGAACCUGUCAUCUGCCAGAGGCCUGGGCCCAGUGAACUCCCCCUCUCUGACUACCCUCUUCGAGAGGCCUUUGAGCUCCUGGGACUGGAGAAUCUGGUGCAGGUGUUCACCUGUGUUCUGUUAGAAAUGCAGAUCCUUCUAUACUCACAAGGUGGGUGUUCUUUGCCCUUCAUUUUUUAAAAACAGGUACCUGUGCCCUCAACUACUGUGUUACCUUGAGUUAUAUUAUUAGAACCAAAUAAUGAAUAUUCAGGAGUCUUUUGUUUCCCAUCGAAGGAGCAGGUAUGAAUGAGACUAAUGGCUGCAGUGUAGCUUUUCUUUGUGGCCACAGCAGCUAUGGAGAGAAACAGCAAAGAGUAUAAAAAGUAUUACCCUGAAAGAUUUUGUUGUAUUUAUUUUUUUAAUAAAAAAUGGCCUUUUUUCUGUCAAUUCAUAGUCAUCAUUAAAGAAACAUUCUUUCUUUUCAUAAUGAGAGCGGGAAAUGAGAGGGAACCUGUAGUCUUCCCACUCUUCACAAAUCAGUAAAGGUGCCUAGGAAAACUCGGCUACACUGAGAAGAGGAAGUGACAGCACUGACGCUGGCCUUUUUAGCAUCGCACUCACACGCAGGAGGAAGAGGUGUACAGGGGGACAGUGUGACUUUCCCAGUUCACAGUGAACUCAAAUUGUGUCUGUGGCCUUGGGUGUUUUGUUUUAAGACAUAGAAGAGAGAAGUUAUCUUUAUGAUAAUUAUUUAUUCAAAAUUCUCCAA
This is a messenger RNA of Fukomys damarensis (Damara mole-rat), 1399 nucleotides long. RefSeq names its product DENN domain-containing protein 5B-like. The record is from RefSeq and is a predicted model, not a curated record. NCBI's taxonomy places the organism in Eukaryota, Metazoa, Chordata, Mammalia, Rodentia, Bathyergidae. The transcript has a single exon. Gene Ontology annotation, molecular function: small GTPase binding; guanyl-nucleotide exchange factor activity. The annotation marks the transcript as partial.